GCUUGGUGGCGCUGCGACCGCAAGAGGCGAUAUCGGAAAGUGAAAUACGGUCUUGGUCUCUGCCGUGGGCUUGCUCGGCUAUGGCAACCCCCGAAGGUGCGCAAGGUAUCCAUCCGUACAAGCGAGCGGCUUUCCAGAAUCCUGAGACAUUCCGUUGUUUUCGUCCAGCGGUUUGCGAACAUCCGCGCCGUCUCACACUCGGCUCACUACCAAAUGGCGCCCGCAUCUUUGCUUCCUUUUUCUUCAGACCACAUCUACGUGUGUUCUCAAGCCUCGCUGGCAAAGGAAACGGUCGCGACGGCGUCAGCGUUGCCUCUCGCGCAAAGGGACACUGCGGGGGAUCCGCACACCUGCGUCGACUGGGAAAAGAGAGUUGAGGCUAGCCGGCGAUAGUUUGGGCUGACUUGAGGCGUUCCUAAUGCCCUACCACAGUACUUGGACCAACCACUCGAGUCCCCUAUAUUGAUGUUCCUCUCAAGCAACGAUCGAUAUUUUUACCCCGGGGAAUUUUACAAGUCCCGCGGCGCCGUCUUCAUCUCUAAAUAACGUGGAUGACGACCAA
Messenger RNA from Colletotrichum godetiae, 562 nucleotides. RefSeq lists its product as uncharacterized. The transcript has a single exon. Bases 81 to 377 code for a protein of 98 amino acids. Lineage: Eukaryota; Fungi; Ascomycota; Sordariomycetes; Glomerellales; Glomerellaceae. The record is from RefSeq and is a predicted model, not a curated record.